AUGGCGCGCGUAGCACUGGUGCUCACAAUUUGCUUCAUGGGUUUCUACCCAUCCCUCGCGUGGUCCUCCAAUUCCAACCACACCGACUUCCUCUCGUGCCUCUCGACGAAAAUCCCCAGCCAGCUCGUGCUCACGCCGAGCUCGCGCUCGUUCAAGCCGCUCCUGGUGUCGUCCAUCAGGAACGCCAGGUUGGUGGCGCCGGCGACGGCGAGCCCCCCGCUCUGCAUCGUGACGCCCACCCAGGCGUCGCACGUCCAGGCCGUGGUGCGCUGCGGGCGCAGCCACCGUGUGCCCGUCCGCGUGCGAAGCGGCGGGCAUGACAACGAGGGCCUCUCGUACCGAUCGGCGACCCCCAACGGCGAGGCGUUCGCGGUGAUCGACCUUUCCAAGUUCAACGCCGUACGGGUGGACGCGCACGCGGCCACCGCGUGGGUCGACUCUGGGACGACGCUCGGGGAGCUCUACUACCGCGUCGCCACGGCGGCGCCCGGGCUGGGCUUCCCGGCUGGCGUGUGCCCGACCGUCGGCGUGGGGGGCCUCAUCAGCGGCGGCGGCAUGGGCCUGAUGAUGCGCAAGAACGGCCUCUCCGCCGACAACGUCCUCGACGCCACCAUGGUCGAUGCCGAAGGGAACCUCCUGCCGGACAAGAAGGCCAUGGGGGACGACCUCUUCUGGGCUAUCCGCGGGGGCGGCGGCGGGAACUUCGGCAUCGUGCUGUCCUGGAAGCUGAGGCUCGUGCCGGUCCCACCGAAGGUGGCCUUCUUCAAUGUCACCAAGACCAUGGACCAGGGCGCGGUCGACGCAGUCACCAAAUGGCAGACUAUCGCGCCGGCGCUCCCUGAAGACCUAAGCGUACGUGUCGUCAUCCAGAAGCGUCAGGCUACCUUCCAGUCCCUGUACCUCGGCAACUGCAGCGCGGUGGUGGCGACGAUGCGCAGCCGGUUCCCGGAGCUCGGCCUCACGCGUGGCGACUGCAAGGAGAUGAGCUGGUUGCAGCACAAGGCGUACCUAUACUUCGGCGACACCAGCAAAAACAUGCCGUUGGAGGCGCUCCUUCUCAACCGCUCCAUGACCAUAGGCCCCUUUGUCAAGAACAAGUCCGACUACGUCAAGAAGGCCCUCACGAGGGAUGCAUGGAAGAAGAUCUUCCUCUGGCCCGACAGCGGGGCGGUGGGGCAGCUCAUCCUGGAGCCGCACGGCGGAAUGAUGAGCCGCAUCGCCGACGACUACACGCCGUUCCCGUACCGGAGCGGCGUGCUUUACAACAUCCAGUACGUCGAGUUCUGGAACGGCACAGGGGGGCACGGCACGCCGAAAUGGCUCAGCGGCCUGUACGACGACUUCAUGGCCCCGCUGGUUAGCAAGAGCCCGAGGGGCGCGUACGUCAACUACCGGGACCUCGACAUCGGCGUGAACAAGGUGGUCGGCGGCGUGACGAGCUAUGAGACUGCCAAGGUGUGGGGUGAGAGGUAUUUCGGUCUGGCUAACUUUAAGAGACUCGCCAAGAUCAAGCGUAAGGUGGAUGCCACCGACUACUUCCGGAACGAGCAGAGCGUGCCGCCACUUCUCUUGAUCAGGGAAUGA
Molecule: messenger RNA, 1584 nt
Organism: Aegilops tauschii subsp. strangulata
Lineage: Eukaryota; Viridiplantae; Streptophyta; Magnoliopsida; Poales; Poaceae
Product: berberine bridge enzyme-like Cyn d 4
Molecular function (GO): oxidoreductase activity; FAD binding
Source: RefSeq, a predicted model, not a curated record